AUGCUUGGCGAGGUGAAAGAAGCUGUAAAAAAGGCCAGAGCUGCUUCGGCGCUAGGACCCAAUGCCAUCCCGUAUAAAGUGUACAAGAUGUGCCCACUACUUCUCAAGCGUUUAUGGAGGCUCCUCAAAGUAGUCUGGAGGAAGGGGGAUGUACCAGAGGCUUGGAAGGAGGCCGAGGGGAUAUUCACACCGAAGGAACGCAAUUCCAAGACGGUCAACCAGUUCCGAACGAUCUCGUUGCUCAACGUCGAGGGAAAAAUAUUCUUUUCCAUCCUUGCAAGAAGACUCACAUCUUUCCUGACAGGCAACGCAUACAUCAACAUCUCGGUCCAGAAGGGAGGAGUUCCCGGUUUCUUCGGCUGCAUAGAGCACACAACCCUCCGACACUACCAUGUGGACGGCCGCAUUCAGAAAAUCAUCACCAGUUACCUGGAUGGAAUCAAGCUCCGGUUUACUGUUGGUGACCAGCUAACCAGAUGGCAGAAGUUGGAGAAGGGAAUCGUUACCGGCUGCACAGUUUCCGUGGUGCUCUUCAUCAUGGGGAUGAACCUGCUGAUAAAUGCUGCCCAACGUGAGACACGUGGACCAAAGACAGAGUCAGGAAUCUAUCUCCCAUCUAGCAGAGGCUUCAUGUAUGACCUAACAUUGACGACAACAACACACGUCCAAGCUAGAUGGAUGUUGACAGCCCUGACGGAUGUCGCUUCAUGGGGAAAAAUGAAGUUCAAAGCAGCAAAAUCCAGAUCCCUUGUCAUAAAGAAAGGACAGACAACAGAGAGGUUCAAACUCUACGUACAGAACGAAGAGAUUCCUUCCAUAGUGACGAGUCCAAUAAAAUGCCUGGGCAAGUGGUUUGAUGCAAGCCUACAAGAUCGCGACAAUGUCAAGAACUUAAAGCAACAGGUAGAGGAGGGCCUCAAGAAGAUAGACCGCUGCGGACUACCCGGCAAGUUCAAAGCCUGGCUUUACCAGCAUGCACUGCUCCCAAGACUAAUCUGGCCGUUGAUGCUUUACGAGGUACCCAGCACAACAGUGGAAGCCCUGGCAAGAAUCACUAGUCGACACCUCAGGAAGUGGCUAGGAGUUCCACCCAGCUUUACCAGUAUUGGACUCUAUGGGAAGAGCAACAAGUUACAGCUCCCGCUAUCUUCACUGGUAGAAGAGUUCAAGACAGCAAAAGCAAGACUUGUGUUGACCUUGAGGGACUCUCCGGACGAGUUCAUCCGUGAGGGACCCGAACGAGCAGGAAAUGGUCAGCGACAGAGUCUGUGA
Molecule: messenger RNA, 1272 nt
Organism: Dreissena polymorpha
Lineage: Eukaryota; Metazoa; Mollusca; Bivalvia; Myida; Dreissenidae
Exons: 2
Coding region: 1-1272 (423 amino acids)
Source: RefSeq, a predicted model, not a curated record